Molecule: messenger RNA, 1702 nt
Organism: Papaver somniferum (opium poppy)
Lineage: Eukaryota; Viridiplantae; Streptophyta; Magnoliopsida; Ranunculales; Papaveraceae
Product: methyltetrahydroprotoberberine 14-monooxygenase-like
Exons: 3
Coding region: 220-1371 (383 amino acids)
Biological process (GO): defense response to other organism
Molecular function (GO): iron ion binding; oxidoreductase activity, acting on paired donors, with incorporation or reduction of molecular oxygen; heme binding
Source: RefSeq, a predicted model, not a curated record
AGUUCGAAGCUUCAUAGAUUAAUGGAGUUCAUCAACAUUUCAGAGCUGAUUUAUUCUUCUUUGAAUCCUUAUUAUAUUCUCGUUCUUAUAAUCAUAAUUAUCAUCACUAAUGUCUUACUCAAAACCAGUACUAAGAAGACGAAUUCAUCAUCAUCAAAAGCCAAAAAAGCCCCAUAAGCAUCAGGUGCAUGGCCAAUCAUAGGUCAUCAACUUCUUUUGAUGAGCAAAACUGAAAGUCCAUACAUAACUCUAGGAGCCAUGGAUGACAAAUACGGACCGGCAUUCACCAUUCGUGCCAGCUGCCAUGAAAUCCUAGUCGUGAGCAGUUGGGAGAUGAUAAAAGAAUGUUUCACUACCAACGACGCAUUAUUUUCCAACCGUCCAGCUCCGUUGGAUGUUAAACACUUGUUUAACUACGAAGAAUCCCUGGGGUUUGCACCUUACGGGCCGCUCUGGAAAGAACUGCGAAAGAUAUCCGCGCAACAACUCCUCUCUAAUCAGCAAAUAAGGUUGUGGAAACACUUGAAAUAUCAAGAAAUCGAUGCUUCGUUUGAUCUCAAUGAGUUAUGCAACAAAAAUGGUGGCACUGCUCAAGUUAGGAUGGACUACUGGUUCGCGUUCAUGACAUACAACAUCUCUGCUGCAGUCGUUGCCGGGUGCGAAAGCCAAGAUCCGAAAAGUGCUGUAGUUCGGGAACUAUACAAGAAGGCGAUGGAAAAGGCAUUGAAUCUCACAGCGGUAUUUGCAUUUUCAGAUGUGGUUCCAUGCCUCGAGUGGGUUGAUCGACUGAGAGGUCUUGUAAGGGAUAUGCAGUCUUGUAGAGAUGAAUUGAACUCUAUUGCUGAGGGUUUUAUUGAAGAGCGUCGUCAAAAGAGACGCUUGAGGUCGUCGUCAUCAUCAGGACAUAAGGAAGGUGAUGGUGACCAAAAUUUCAUCGACGUUCUUUUGACAUUCGCGGAAAAAUCCCAACUUCCAGGAAAAAACCAUGAACUAGUCAUCCAAUCCAUGAUCCUGGACAUGUUAUCUGGUAGUAGUGACACAACAUACGUGACCCUUACUUGGCUUCUUGGCCUGUUGUUGAACAAUCCGCACGUAAUGGAACGUGCAAGAGAAGAACUGGAUAGGCACGUUGGAAAAAAUAAACAAGUGGAAGAAUCUGACAUUCCUAAUCUCGUGUACAUUCAAGCAAUCAUCAAAGAAUCAAUGCGAUUGUAUCCAGCUGCAGCACUACUUCCGAGGAUGACAAUGGAGGCCUGUGAAGUUGGUGGGUUUCAAGUUCCAGCCGGUGGUCAUUUGUAUCUAAACAUAUGGAAGAUCCAAAGAGAUCCAACUGUGUGGGAGAACCCAUCGGAAUACCGGCCGGAGAGAUGAUUAGCAGAAGAUAAAGCGGAUGUGGAUGUAAAAGGUCAGAACUAUGAGUUGAUACCGUUUGGAGUGGGUCGGAGGAUGUGUCCAGGAGUAACUUCAGCGUUGCAAGUGAUGCAUUUGGUGGUGGCUCGUCUUAUUCACGGGUUUGAAAUGAGGGCAGCAACACCAGAUGGGAAGGCGGAUAUGACAGAAACAGUAGGAAUGGUUACUUUUAACAAGAACCCUCUUGAAGUAAUAAUGACCAAACGCUUUUAGUCAUAUGGCUCACUGCUCCACCAUUCUCGUUUUUGCACCCACAUUGAUGGCCAAAAUUCUCUUCGGCUAGGAGAUGGUA